UUAGUCGAAAACCAAAGCGCGUUUUUCCCUCCUUCUCCUGGACUGGUAUCUGCUUUAGAAGAAGCUUGAGGCUGUAAAACAUUUGAAGUCUGGGACAAAGACGCAAAGCCGCUUAUUGUGAUUUCCGGCCACCUCAGAGACACCGAGUGUGUGGAUUCAUUCAUAUUCGUUGACUGGCUCACAGGACUAACUGUAAGAUUUGCGGUCUUGAUUGUGGCUUGUGUGAGAUGAUGGCCGCCUACCUGGGCCUGGAGGAGAACACCACGGGCCUGAUGGACACCAGCAGCAAGGCAGAGAAAGAGCAAAGUAAGAACGAAAGUGUGGCAGUGAAAAGUGCAGAGAAAGCGGACGCCACGCAAAAGCCGCCGUACUCUUACGUGGCGCUGAUUGCGAUGGCGAUCCGGGACAGUUCAGAGAAGCGGCUGACUCUGUCAGGGAUUUACCAGUACAUCAUCAGUAAAUUCCCCUUCUACGAGAAGAAUAAGAAAGGCUGGCAGAACAGCAUCCGACACAACCUGUCACUGAACGAGUGCUUCAUUAAGGUUCCCCGGGAGGGCGGUGGAGAAAGGAAGGGUAACUACUGGACCCUGGACCCUGCGUGUGAGGACAUGUUCGAGAAGGGGAACUACCGACGGCGGCGGCGCAUGAAGAGGCCGUUCAGACCUCCACCGGCGCACUUCCAACCCGGGAAAUCUUUUUUUGGUGGGGACAGUUACGGUUAUCUGUCCCCGCCGAAAUAUUUACAGCAUGGCUUCAUGAACAACUCGUGGUCUCUGGCGCAACCUCCAGCGCCCAUGCCGUACACGUCGUGCCAAAUGGCGAGUGGGAACGUGAGUCCGGUCAACGUCAAAGGCUUGUCUGGGCACUCUUCGUACAACCCUUACUCUCGGAUGCAAACCAUGACCCUGCCUGGGAUAGUCAAUUCGUAUAAUGGCAUGAGUAGUCACCACCACACGCACCAGCACCAUCAGCAGCUCAGUCCAGCUGCGUCUCCACCAGUUUCCACUGGAAACGGCACUGGGCUUCAGUUCGCGUGCUCGCGGCAGCCCACAGAGCUGCCCAUGAUGCACUGCCCUUACUGGGAACACGAAGGCAAACACUCCGCCCUGCACACACGGAUCGAUAUAUAGACUUGUGGUUAUAAAGAUGCUUUUCUGUCUCUCAAGACUGUUCUGUCAGGACGUGAGUGGAAGCCCAACUCAGACUGGUGUGAUGUUGUGCUUCUUAUUUCUGCCGCAGAAUGGAUUAAAAUGGGCAAGAAAAUUCAAACUUUUUUUUUCCCUCCCCUGUGUCGCUAUCAUACAUUUAAAACAAAUAUACUUUCAUGUCAUUAAUGUCUGACGUUUCAAAUUCAAAAGGGUCAAACGUUUGAGCAACCGGUUUUCAACGCAUCAUACUCCUGAAGUGACACCAGUGAUUUUAGGGAUAUUUAAUAUAUUUAAAAAAAAAAAAAAAAAAACAGCAGUUCAAUAAAACUGACAAAGUGAACUGAAGAAGGCCAAGAAUUACAAGUCAGUCAGCACAAUGUGGACCUGAAGCCCACUCUCAGUAUGGAUUACUACAGGCUGCAUUAGGACACAGCAGUGAACGAAGCAGCACCUGAGCAGAAAGUGACACAAUGCACCCGCAUGGAUAACCCAGUCAGGGGGUGGGGUGCGUGGUGCAUGUUGGGAAUUCACCGAAACAGCAGUGCUUCAGUGCUGCAAAACAGCAACAAUAACUAUUCUUUCCUGUUACUUAAACAUUUACAGCAAGAUAUGAUUUUUUUUUUUAUUUCUAAAUAUAGCUAUCAUGUAAGGAAGUCAGUAAGUAAGUAAACUAAGUAUGAAGAAAGAAAGAAAGAAAGAAAGAAAGAAAGAAAGAAAGAAAGAAAGACGUACAUACUGUACUCAACUAUCUCUGUUUUGUUUUUUGUUUUGUUUUUUGGGUUUUUUUUUCAUUACCCACAAUGGCUUUUGGAAAUUCUUGAAGGCUUACAUACAUGUGUUCUUACUUAUGUGUGUAACUUAUCCCCCCAUACUGCUACAUUACACACUACGGUGUGUGGUGGUGUUUAGCUGUGAAUAUCGUUUGCUUGAAUGCCAUUACCAAAGAGGCUCUAGACUUUUGACUUCACCGAUCUGUUUUAUGCCGAGCUGAUUCUACAUAUUAAACCAGUAUAGGCAGCGCUUAGUUUAUUGAUCUGGAAUCAGACUGACCUUUUCUGGAUCAUGAUGCUACAAGAUACCACUGCACUGAUGGUAUACAUGUCUUUGUAGACAUUAGAUGGGGCAGUGGGAUGGACGGGUGGGUGUUUCUUUGUGGUUAAAUGGUGGACAUUAGGAAGAUCACUAUCUUCAGUUUCAGUGCCUUGACAUUUCUGUUAAGAAAGGUUUUAUGAAUUACUUGUAAAAUAUAAUCUAUUUUGGAUAUACUUGACCCUACUGAUCUAUUGAUCACUUCUCCUUCUCCUACUGUGGGCUCUACUAAUGUGGCAUAUCAUUUGAAAAUUAUGGAUCAAAGCAGUUGUGAUCAAUCUUAUACUGGCAUUUAAGCUGUUUUCAGCAUCAGCCAAAUGAAUAAUUGCAAAUAACAAAAUGUUCAUAACAUAUGCAGUACAUAUGUGCUCUAUCCAGGCUUGUAGUACUCCAACUCAUGCCCUAAUUUUAAGGACUCGUGACUUGACUUGGACUUGUGCAAUAAUUGCAUUCGGAUUCAUAAAUUGGAGAUGAGGACUUGGAUUUUUUCUUUAUAUUUUGUAACAUGCCAUAAUAAUUUGGCAUAAUAUAUUUAUAUCUACAUUAAUUUUUGUACUAAUUUCAUGCAAGAGUGCCACACCUGCGUGCCUUGGCGUGUGUAUCAGAUAGACUCUCGGGCGCGCUCCGGACAGUGCCCACGCCAAGCGGACUCUCGCGUGCGCACCGUAAACAACGCAUACCUGCACAGGAUUAAGGCACAAUUAGCACACCUAUAACAAAAACUGUGAAAACACACUUACUUUGUGAAGUAUUGAAUUGCACUGCUGACACAUUACCGAGCCUUAUUUCCUUGUUUGGUUUCCUGAUCCCUGAUUUCCUGUUUCUCGUCUUUGAUUCUGCCAAGUCUAUGAUAGCCUGUUUGUGCCUCGCUCUACCUAUUGCCUGUUUCACCGUUUUACGAUUUUAUCUGCCGUUCUGGAUUGUUUACCUGUCUUCACUUGUAUUAAUACACACACCUUCUGCACUCAUAUCCAUCUCCCAAGCAUCUCUGACAGAAUACUUCACACUCCCUGACAAAGAGAAUGCACAUUCACCUGUUCAUAUGUCAUGUUCAGGAACAAACUAAUGGUAAUGGUGCUAAAACAGCCACCGUUAAAUAGUGCGGUUGGAGUGUUGGACUCGACUCGAAAUUUCUUUAAUGAUUUGGACUUGACUCAGACUUGAACACUGGGGACUGGACUCGGACUCGAGGUUUAGUGACUCGGCUACAACACUGGCUCUCUCUAAUAUGACAGAUUGUGAGCAGAUCAGGUUGGGCCACAUGCUUGCACUGAGUGCAUAUUGUGUCACAUGUAGCAGAUGUUGGCAAUAUAUUUUACUGUUAGCAUUAGAACAUUCUAGUUACAGGAGUUAUAUCUCUAGUUUGCAGAAAUUGAGUCCUCUGUAGGGGAGCUGACUGCCAUCUUGCUUCAAGUGGUGGGACACUUAGGUCAAGAUAUUGGGCAACUCUCCACCAACUAGAUUUAUGUACAAUGUCAAAUCCUAUUACCACAAUCUGCCCUAUUCAAAGUGCACUUAAUGCAGCCUAGUUGAGUGUUCCAAUGCCCACAAAAGUACUUAACGCAAACCUUAGGAAGGCAUGCCUCAAGCUGUUAGCAAAUGGGGCCAAGUCAUGAGCCAGGCCUUACACAGCACUUCUCCACCACUAAAGGGCCCUGCUAAGUUCACCCAAGAGUUUCAUCAGGUGGCCCAAUCUAUGGUUAACCUCACUGAGAACUUGCAUACCAGAGCUAUACUAUGGUGCAGCAGAUGCUUUAUUGAGGGGCAACCCAGCUUUGGGAAAGGUCUGGCAAGUGGGCCUCUUUACCAUUGCUAAGUUUAUAUAUUACCGAUUGUGGAUUUCCCUGUUGAAGCCAGGCAGUAUGCUUGAACAGAAUGCAUGACUACAUGAAUCCAUGACUGACGUGACCAUGUACAAUAUACCUUUUGUCCUCUACUGCUAAUACAGACCCAGGAUCCUGAUUAUGAUCUCAAGAUGGCUGUCAAUACCUUGGUUUUCACUACAGCUUUUCAUAGUAGGAAUACCUUGGCAGCUUCCUUCCCAUGUAGAUCUGCUGUUCAAAACAGACAGGGAGAUUAACCCAGCCAGGUCACUGGUAUCUGUGGGUUUUGAUCUUCAGAAUGAAUUCCCAAAUGAGUUAGAAAUGUUUCUAAUAUCCUAAUAAAUCCAAUGCUAAUCACUCCAUUUCCAAAAGAUGCUGCAAAAAGCAGAAGACUAUUUGCACAGUGUCUUUUGAAUUCGAGUGCUUCUAAACAUAAAAAAAUGAAUAUUUUUGAAUAUUUAUGAAUAUAAUUAAUGAAUUAAUAUUAUGACGCAGUGUCUCAGAAAUCCAGUCACAUUAGCUUAUAUUAACCAGCUGGCUAGUAGAAAGCAAUGCAUCCAUCCAUCCAUCCAUCCAUCCAUCCAUCCAUCUCUAUUGCUUAUUCUUCAAUUGCACGUGACAUCAUAGCUAAUUAUGCAUGAGGCAUUGAACAGGAAGUGGGCCAUUUUGGAGGAUAUACACAAACGCACGUGGUGCACAUUUACUAUAGAAGAUAUGCUCGAGAGGUUGUUACACUCAAGAAUCCCUUUAGUUUCUUUGCUAUGCCUACUCUUUGUGCUGUAAUUGGAUGCAGGCACAACUUUAUUUGAGACAAGGGGACUUAUAAGUUCUUUAGAAUUCCAGCAAUUAUAAAUAAUCAAGGAGAAAAAACAAGAGAGUUGUCCACGGAGCGUAGACGUCAAUGGCUGUCCAACGGCUGAUCGAAGCGAUGAAAAAGAAAAAACCACAUGAGUCGGCAGUGAACAUUUUAUCAAUGGUAAGCGCUACGAAUUAGUUAUUAAUGAAAGAUCACAGUAUAUAAGAAAUAUUGGAUCGUUUAAUAGCCUGGUCGUGCAGAAACUCACCACUGUCAAACGUGACAAAGCCGUGAUCAUCGAGUGUGUGAGCCAACAAUCAAAGGCUUCUAUGAUUAUUUCAUUUUAAAAAGAGCUGUAUAUAAUUUUUGAUGACACUGCUUUUAUUUUGCUUUUUCUUUCCAUUAGGGAAAUCAGCUGAUCUCUACAAGUUUACGGAUCCAGACUGGGCUCCAACACAAAAUAUGGACCACAACAAAAUCAAAGAUGGUACUAAAGCAGUAGCUUGAAAUGCGUGGCUUACAGAGCACAGAAAGAAACACAAAAUUAUUGAAGAAUCUUCCCAAACAAUCACAGAGUCAAUUGAACAAGAUUCAUGUCAAUCCACUUCCUCAAAUACUGCAGCCUCCCCACCCGGUGAGGGCUCUUUUAUAACUAAAUAUGUUAGAUAGUGUGUUAGAUACCUAUCUUCUGAAGCAGUCAAAAAUGAUUGUUUUUACAAUAGAUUUGAGAAAUGACUACAAGCGUCUAAAUGUAAAGCCCAGCGCACACCUUCCCGAUUUCAUCGGGGCUUCGUGUGUCGGGCAAUCAGUUACGAAUAUACGGGCCUGAUUUGAUCGGUUCAAAAUUCCCUGCACACAUUUGCGAGACAUCGUACACGUUCAGCCUGAAUAGAUGGUCAAGUGUUCAAGAUAUCAUGUGAUAGUACAAAAUUAUAUACAUACAUACAUACAUACAUACAUACAUACAUACAUACAUACAUACUAGGGGUGUGCAAAAAUAUCGAUACGGCGAUAUAUCGCGAUACUUUGUCUUCCGAUUCAAUAUCGAUACUCAAAAUUUGAAUAUCGAUAUUUUUUCAAAUAAUAAAAUCAUGUUUCAGACGGGUUGUAAAUCCAGCAUGACUUCCGCACCUCCGCUCCGCGAGGUGUCGCUGUGCCGCUACCUCACUGCAAGGCACUCUUCGUCUUCUCUUUUUUCCCCGGCGGUUGCAGUGAGGAAAAAAAACAGGCAAGCAUGGCUGUUCACGUAAACCUAGAGACGCCGCCGAACUUUAAGGCAGAUGUUUGGAGGCACUUUGGAUUCCAAAGGAAAGGAGAAAAAAAAACAGUGAGCCAGACAAAGAGAAUGCACUUUGCAAAACCUGUUUCGCUCCAAUUAAAUUAAGAUGCUCCAAUUAAGAUGCCCACUGCACUUUUCAAUGUGUUUCAGACAGUGCGUUGUUCCUGCAAAAUAAGCACAAGUUAAAUGUUCUCCGGUAUAUGUUCUCAAGUUUACAAAGAACAAAUUGAUAUUAGUGUUAGCACUGAAAUGUAUGUGCAGUCUGCAGUGCAAGUUUUAAGUUUUCAUAAAACAAUUUGAUUCUGCUUGUUAAGCAGCACUGAUGUGUCCAUGCUUACAGAAAAGUUGAUAAUACUAGCACAGAAAUGGGAAUUUUCUGUAUGUUGUAGUGAAGCAACUCUUGGUUUUGCCAGCAGUGGAAUAGAGACAAAUAUAUGUCUGGCAAGAGUGUGU
Messenger RNA from Neoarius graeffei (lesser salmon catfish), 6588 nucleotides. It is a transcript of the gene foxl2a, whose product is annotated as forkhead box L2a. The record is from RefSeq and is a predicted model, not a curated record. The coding region runs from base 228 to 1130 and encodes 300 amino acids. Gene Ontology annotation, biological process: anatomical structure morphogenesis; regulation of transcription by RNA polymerase II; cell differentiation. Gene Ontology annotation, molecular function: RNA polymerase II cis-regulatory region sequence-specific DNA binding; DNA-binding transcription factor activity, RNA polymerase II-specific. The transcript is spliced from 2 exons. NCBI's taxonomy places the organism in Eukaryota, Metazoa, Chordata, Actinopteri, Siluriformes, Ariidae.